This is a messenger RNA of Pelmatolapia mariae (spotted tilapia), 1371 nucleotides long. It is a transcript of the gene bmp10, whose product is annotated as bone morphogenetic protein 10. Gene Ontology annotation, biological process: BMP signaling pathway. The record is from RefSeq and is a predicted model, not a curated record. Gene Ontology annotation, molecular function: cytokine activity; growth factor activity. The transcript has 5 exons. NCBI's taxonomy places the organism in Eukaryota, Metazoa, Chordata, Actinopteri, Cichliformes, Cichlidae. Bases 1 to 1371 code for a protein of 456 amino acids. Gene Ontology annotation, cellular component: extracellular region.
AUGGGACUUAUUCUGCUCAUUCUCUGCUCUAUAUGUUAUUGUUUUUCAGCUUACGUUGGGCCUCUCUGUGGAGAGACUAGCCCCAUCUCCAGUGCCCGUCAGAGACAGCGUCCUGCUCCAGGGCUCGGAGACGGGCAUGGAGGGGUUGUGGAUUUAUCGUUGCUGGAGCAGGACGGCAACAAGGAUGUGCAAAACCUGCUGGAGAGCCUAAAAGAACAGUUUCUGCGUACUUUCAACCUCUCUGGCAUGGGUCCUCCUUCCUUAGCUCCUGGAAGUACACGACAGGAGCCACCUGAGUACAUGAUGGAGCUCUACAACCGCUUUGCUAAUGACCACAGUGCGAUGCCAACGGCAAAUAUCAUCCGCAGCUUGAAAAACGAAGAUUCCUCUCCCAGUGCUGUUGGUGUGGGAGGAGUGAGGCGCCACCCUCUCCUCUUCAAUGUGUCAGUCCCACAUCACGAACGCAUCACAGCUUCCGAGCUUCGCCUCUACACCCUAGUCCAGACCGACCGCCACCUCUAUGCUGGUGUCGACCGCCGGGUAACUAUCUACGAGCUGGUAUCGCAUGACGAUAACGUGACGGAUGCGAACUUGGUGGAACUGGCUUCACGCCAGGUCUACGGCACCGAUAACGGCUGGGAGGCAUUUGACCUCACUGCUGCUGUGCAGCGCUGGCAUGGAUCUGACGAUGGAACCACACACAGGUUGGAGGUGCAUAUUGCCAGCAUUGCCGAUGAUGGUAAUGUUCAAGACGUGUCAGAAGCCAACAAAGACAGCAGUCUGCCUCAAGGGGACAUGAAGAUUGACACGAGCCCAGAGGAAAAACACAAACCCCUGCUAAUUGUUUUCUCCGAUGAUCAGAGCAGCGAUCACCGCGAAGACAGGCGGGAACUGAAUGAGAUGAUCGACCACGAAACCUCUAACAUGGUCGUGCAGAAUGACUUUGGGACUUGGGGGAGUGAAGAAAGUGAGCCAGAUGAGGAAGACCUAAUCCAAAUGCGCUCAAAUCUCAUCUAUGACUCGGCUUCCCGCAUUCGCCGCAACGCCAAGGGAAACCACUGCAAGAAGCAGUCUCUGUACGUAGAGUUCAAGGACAUCGGAUGGGACAGUUGGAUCCUUGCCCCCACUGGUUAUGAUGCCUUUGAGUGCAGUGGAAUUUGUUCCUACCCACUGACAAAGCACGUCACACCCACCAAGCACGCCAUCGUCCAGACACUGGUCAACAUCAACAGCCCUCAGAAGGCGGCACGAGCGUGCUGUGUGCCCACCAAGCUGGACCCCAUCUCCCUGCUGUACCUGGACGACACGGGGGUGGUCACCUACAAGUACAAGUAUGAAGGCAUGGUGGUGGCCGAGUGUGGCUGCAGAUAA